Closterium sp. Naga37s-1 is the source of this 837-nucleotide messenger RNA. Lineage: Eukaryota; Viridiplantae; Streptophyta; Zygnematophyceae; Desmidiales; Closteriaceae. The record is from the annotation of a GenBank genome assembly.
AUGCUCACGAGCUGUCUGCAUGCUCAUACCAGAGUUCCCUUCACACUGCGCCCUCCCCUCACUCACAGACCGGUUGUCUAUCUCGUUCUUUCUCUCUUCCAUGCGCUCUCUCGUCCCUCUUCUGCCCCUAAACCUUGUGUCCACUUCACUCCCUUUCAUUCUCCUCCCUCAUAUGCGUGUGGAUCCAAAAUCUCUAAGCGAUGCUGCCCCGCCACAUGUGGGAGCUGCCCUGCAGGAGCCACGCGCACUGUUGCUUUCGGCUACAUUCCAUACUGCAUCUGCCCUCCCGGCUACGGCAUGACCAGCACUGGCUGCAUCAGCGAGCACAUGCGGGAUGCAUGUGUGACAGAGCACAUGCGGGAUGCAUGUGUGACCGAGCACAUGCGGGAUGCAUGUGUGACCGAGCACAUGGGGGAUGCAUGUGUGACCGAGCACAUGUCGGAUGCAUCUGUGACAGAGCACAUGCGGGAUGCAUGUGUGACAGAGCACAUGCGGGAUGCAUGUGUGACAGAGCACAUGCGGGAUGCAUGUGUGACAGAGCACAUGCGGGAUGCAUGUGUGAUAGAGCACAUGCGGGAUGCAUGUGUGACAGAGCACAUGCGGGAUGCAUGUGUGACCGAGCACAUGCGGGAUGCAUGUGUGACCGAGCACAUGUCGGAUGCAUCUGUGACAGAGCACAUGCGGGAUGCAUGUGUGACAGAGCACAUGCGGGAUGCAUGUGUGACAGAGCACAUGCGGGAUGCAUGUGUGACAGAGCACAUGCGGGAUGCAUGUGUGACAGAGCACAUGCGGGAUGCAUGUGUGACAGAGCACAUGCGGGAUGCAUGUGUGACCUAG